AUGGAGAUAUUGUCACAACUUUGGUCACUCUUAGGCCUUCUCACUGUUCUUCAAAACAUCUUACCUACACAACUCCUCUCCCUUCUUCACUCCCUCUAUGAGUCCCUCCAAGACCUCAUUUCCCCAUAUUCAUACUUUGACAUCCCUGAAUUUAAUGGCUACUGUGGUGUUGACGUCAAUGACCUCUACCGCCAUGUCAACCUCUAUCUUAACUCUGUCAACUCCUCUGCCACUGCCUCCACCUGCCGACGCUUCUCCCUCUCCCGGUCCAAGUCAUCCAACUGCAUUUCCUUCACUAUAGCUCCCAAUCAUACCAUCCACGACUCCUUCAAUGGCCAUUCUCUUUCUUGGACACACCAUGUUGACACUGUCCAGGACUCAUUAGAAGAGAAACGUAGUUUCAGUCUCAAGCUUCCAAAGCGACACCAGCACAUGCUGCUGUCGCCUUAUCUCCACCACGUGACAUCACGUGCUGAAGAGUUCGAGCGAGUGUCAAGAGAGAGGAGGCUGUUUACUAACAAUGGCAAUGCUUCAUAUGAGUCAGGCUGGGUCUCGGUUCCUUUUCGUCAUCCAUCCACCUUCGAAACGCUGGCUCUGGAGCCUCAAUUGAAGAAGCAGAUGAUGGAGGAUUUGAAAGCAUUUGCUAGUGGCAGAGAGUUUUAUCACAGAGUUGGACGGGCAUGGAAGAGGGGUUACUUGCUUUAUGGUCCUCCAGGGUCAGGCAAGUCAAGUCUAAUAGCUGCAAUGGCAAAUUAUUUGUGCUAUGAUGUUUAUGAUCUUGAACUCACCAAAGUCACAGAUAACUCAGAGCUCAGAGCUCUACUUAUCCAAACUAGCAAUCGAUCUAUCAUUGUGAUUGAGGACAUAGAUUGUUCCCUUGAUCUGACUGCUGAUAGAAUGCUAAAGGGCACUACUGCUACAGCUACAAGAAGGAAAAGAUCAUCAUCAUCAGGUUAUAAUAAGGACCUGGGUGCAGGCAAUGAUCAGUUAUUAGAGGAGAAUGGGCGUGUUACCUUAUCAGGUCUCCUCAACUUCACGGAUGGAUUAUGGUCAUGUUGUGGGGAGGAGAGAAUAAUAGUGUUCACAACCAAUCAUAGAGAAAAUGUGGAUCCUGCAUUGGUUAGAUGUGGCCGGAUGGACGUUCAUGUUAGCUUAGGCACUUGUGGGAUGCAUGCGUUCAAGUCAUUGGCCAUGAACUAUCUUGGGAUAGAGUGGCAUUCUUUGUUUGAUGUGGUAGAGAGCUGUAUACGGUCAGGUGGUGCACUCACUCCUGCUCAGAUAGGAGAGAUAUUGCUGCGGAAUAGAGGGAACAACGCUGAUUUAGCAAUGAAAGAUGUGGUGUCUGCAAUGCAAGCCAGAAUUUUGAGUAGUGGCGGCACUGAACAUCUAAAUACUAGUAUAGAGUAUGAAGAUACGGUGGCCUUGACAAGGUCACCACAGAGUGUGUUAACGGUGGGGUCACCGGAGAAUUGGGACUCAUCUCCGGGGAAGAUUAACGGGAAGAAGAGGAAGGCAAAGUUUCUCGUUAGAUUAAGAUCUUUAACCAAGUCUGACUCUGGUAGAAGGGGUGUGUGA
Dovyalis caffra is the source of this 1575-nucleotide messenger RNA. The record is from the annotation of a GenBank genome assembly. Lineage: Eukaryota; Viridiplantae; Streptophyta; Magnoliopsida; Malpighiales; Salicaceae.